CUCUCAAACACCCUUCACACCAAGCUGCAAACACCAUUAGCCUGUACAUCCAGGAGAUAUGAUCAGCACUUUCUGUAGCUGUGCCAAGUACUCCUUGUCUGCUGUCAUCCUAUAGGGAGAUAAUGAGUCUUCUUUCUACACUGCUAUACCCAGUCCAAGGUCCAUUAUUAUAUGAGAACAAAAGGACUUCAUCCUUUCCAUGUUGCUGUGUCUCAGGGGAUUUGGGGAGCCCUUCAGAGCUGGAUCGAACAGAGCUGAUUUCAAAGCUUUUGCCCUGUUUUGCGUGGAAGUGGCUGAGUGGCAAGCUGUGCCGUGCUGGGCCUAAUUUUAAGCUGCUGAUGUGUGAUGUGUUUGGGGCUCUGGCUGUGUCCAAGAUUUGUUUGCUUUGUUUGGACUUACUCCCUGGUUUUGACCGAGCCACCACCUACACUCCCUGUCUCCAUCCACGGAGCCUCGCCGCUCUGGAAGAGCUCACAUUCCCCAGUGCUUGCUUGCAGUUUAUAAUAAAUAAGAUCGAAGACAUCGUUACACGAAUACAAGAUGAGAAAGCAGGAGGUGUGGCCAUCCGGACUGUCAAAAGCUUCCUCUCAAAGAUCCCCAGUGUAGUAUCAGGGGCGGACAUCGUUCAGUGGCUGAUGAAAAACCUUUCCAUUGAGGAUCCAGCUGAAGCCAUCCACCUUGGGAGUCUGGUUGCUGCCCAUGGUUACAUAUUCCCCAUCUCUGACCACGUCCUGACACUUAAAGAUGACGGAACCCUUUAUCGCUUUCAGUCUCCAUACUUCUGGCCUUCAAACUGUUGGGAGCCUGAGAACACAGACUAUGCCAUUUACCUGUGCAAGCGCACCAUGCAGAAUAAGGCCAGGCUUGAGCUAGCUGACUAUGAGGCUGAGAACCUCGCCCGGCUGCAGAGGGCAUUCGCCAGGAAGUGGGAAUUUAUCUUCAUGCAAGCUGAGGCUCAAGUCAAGAUCGAUAGGAAGAAGGACAAGGCAGAGAGGAAGAUCCUGGAUAGCCAGGAGAGGGCAUUCUGGGACGUCCAUCGGCCAGUGCCAGGCUGUGUCAACACCACAGAGAUGGACAUCCGCAAGUGCCGAAGAGAGAGGAACCCACACAGGGUAAAAAAAUCGGUCUAUGGGGUACCAGAUGAUGGCCAGAGCCAGCCGAGUCCCAUCCACAUCAGCUCCCAGCAGACCAGGAAGCCCACCAAAGAGGACGUUCAGAAGGAGAUUACCUUCUUGAACAUCCAGCUGGACAGACACUGUAUGAAGGUUUCCAAAGUGGCCGACAGUCUGAUGAGCUAUACGGAGCAGUUCAUGGAAUAUGACCCCUUUGUGUCGGCCACAGAGCCCUCCAACCCCUGGAUCAGUGAUGACCCUUCCUUCUGGGACUUGGAGGCAAGUCGUGACCCCAGCCAGCAGCGUGUGAAGAAAUGGAGCUUCUCUCUGGAGGAGGCGCUAAAAGAUCCAGCAGGACGUGACCAGUUCUUGAAGUUCCUGGAGUCAGAGUUCAGUUCAGAGAACCUGCGGUUCUGGUUAGCAGUGCAGGAUCUGAAGCGACGGCCACUCCAGGAAGUGCCCUCCAGGGCACAGGAGAUCUGGCAGGAGUUUCUGGCCGAGGGAGCACCGAGCUCAAUCAACCUGGACUCACACAGCUACGAGCGCACCAGCCAGAACCUCAAAGACCCCGGACGAUACAGCUAUGAGGACGCUCAGGAGCACAUAUUCAAGCUAAUGAAAAGUGACAGCUAUGCACGCUUUUUGCGAUCCAACAUCUACCAAGACCUCCUGUUAGCCAGAAAGAAGCAGCCAGCAGACACUGAACAGGGCCGCCGCACCUCCUUGGAGAAGUUCACCCGCAGUGUGGGUAAGUCAUUGACGGGAAAGCGCCUGACAGGCCUGAUGCAGUCAUCCUGACACAGCCUGUGCUGGAGGGGCACAGCCAGACCCUGUUGGAGCGGUGACCGUCACACAGGGGCUGGGGCACAGACAGUGGAGCUGGGCUGGACAGGGCUGCUGUGGAGGCUCUCAGACACUGCUCCGAGGACUGCUGCCAUACUGGUAGUGCAACACUGGGCCUGCUGGGGGUGAACACCCCAAACAGAACCACUGAGGAAAAGAUUAUGCUGACAAGGGGAACCUCAGCCAACACACCACAUGGCAUGCAGCACACAGUAUAAGCACAUUCAGACUAGGGCUGCCCUCUUUUCAUCACUUGGUCGGCAAACUGGUCAUUAGGCCUUUUUGUUGACUAUGCCGAUCAGUUUAUAUUGUGUUCAUUUUGUUUUAUAUACAUGUUUAUUGGGUAUUAAAGCACAUAUCUGGUAUUAUAACAACAUUCUUUUAUUUAAAAACUACAUUUAAAAGCUAUUUGCUACCAUAUUUACAGUGAAUUUACUGGUUUAGUUGUCCUAAAACAGCUGGGGCCAGUCCUAACUCAGACAUACUUGCUUAAAUACAAGGUCAAAGAGGCACAUCAACACAGACAUUUUUGCAUAUGUCUCUGUACUCACAAGGCAGCCAGCAAUAAAUAAAGCGUGAGACCACUGGUUUUUUUUUUUUGGUUUUUUUUUAAAAAUAUAUCCAAAUUCUUUUUAUAUCCUUGAAAUUUCUAUAUCUGUUCCUUAUUAAGCACAUGACAUGUCAGUUAAAUAGUGAACAUAGUUUUGGCAGUAGUUAAAAAUACAAAGUUGGUUUUUCCAUAAGUUACAUUGAAUGACAAUGUCAUGCUUCAUUACAUUCCAAAAUCUGGCAUAAGGGCUUAAUGUAGCAUUUACACUAAACUGCUGCAUGUGUCAUCCAGAUGCCUUCGUUGAGGAUUAAUGUUUCGUUACAACAGUGAUUUUGUAAUGAGAUGAAUUUAAUCCAGUUGGCAAAUUGGUUCACUGCUUUCACAACUUCCAGGCUUCAAGUUCCAAAAUGUUCAGGCUGCAUGGUCAAAUUAGUCAAUUCCAAAAGCUUGAAUAACUGAGAAGCUUCAACACAAACAUGGCCAAUAUGGUUGUGUGAAUCAGUGAUUUGAGGUAUUUACUUUAGUCAGAGUUCUGGUGUGCAUCCACAUGCCUUUGGAGUCCUACUAUAGUGUAGUUUUUUUUAAAUUUCCAGUGCCAUGGGUCCAUCUAGUGGUGGUUAAACCACAGGACCAGCAACACAAGACUGUAUUAAACUGUGUUUGCAUCAUAUCGAAGGACAUGUCAAAACUAGUUGUUCUACGAUCAUGGAUUUAUUUCAAGGCCUGCAGCCCAGUAUGGGAACGUUUGUUUGGUUUUUUUGUUUGUUUUUUUACUGCAUGAAUAUAUCAUCUUUUGUUUUGUCAACAGUAAAACCUGCCCUCUUUUGUUUGGCAAAAUGUAUGCCGUGACUUUCCACCUAAUAAUCGUCACGUGUUUUAAUGACUACGGGGGAAAUGGUGCAUGUUAUUGGACCAUAAUGGAGUGUUAAAUUCGGAGAAGAUGGUUUGACUUUCCAAAGACAGCACACAGACGGGAGCAGCACUCCUCAGUGAUCAAACAUCAAAGUCCUGAAAUGCAACUGGGAACAAUAUUUGACCCGUCAUGGCUGCUGCACACUGAACAUUAAGGCCUCUGUGCGCUACAGACUGAAAGUGCUUGGACUGAGGAGAUUUUAGUGUCACAACUCCCCCAUGAGGCUAUUGACUGCUAUAGUGACACUGCUGAAUGAGUCAGUCAUCUAUUAUUUUCUAUUAGUCGUUGCAAUGCACUGUAUAGGUCGUAUUAAUUAAAUAACAUUAUCAUAAACCAAUAAUCUCAAUUAUAGGGUAGAGCGAUGCUUAACUCGAGUCGAUGUACCAAAUGUUUUCUCAGCACAAACAAUGACACUAUGUACAGGGUGCAUUGUAGGUGUAAAUUGGCUAAAUUUCAUUAUCCAAAAGCACACUUUAUUAUGAUAUGGGCACAUUACUAUGCAUGUAACAUAUUCAGGGCAUUUUGUGCUUUUAGUUUCUCAAUCAGCAAGAUAACUACUGGCACUCCAAAAGACUCAAGCACCUGUUAUCUAUUCAUGGGUACCAAAUAAUAAAAACUCUGGACCUGU
Molecule: messenger RNA, 4046 nt
Organism: Siniperca chuatsi (mandarin fish)
Lineage: Eukaryota; Metazoa; Chordata; Actinopteri; Centrarchiformes; Sinipercidae
Product: regulator of G-protein signaling 6-like
Exons: 18
Coding region: 123-1910 (595 amino acids)
Biological process (GO): regulation of G protein-coupled receptor signaling pathway; intracellular signal transduction; G protein-coupled receptor signaling pathway
Source: RefSeq, a predicted model, not a curated record